AUGCAGAUGUACGCACCUUCGUCACCAGUGGUUGCUAAUGCAGAUGUGAGGUUGAUGAUGCUGUUGCAACAAGAGCAAUUGAAGAUGCAGAAGAGACGGAUGAAGCGCAGUCAUGAGAUGUUUGAAGAUAACAAUUACAAACGGGUAAAGUACGGCUUCCAUAACUCCGAGACACGCAACACGUAUCCGUCUAUUGUACCUGCCAUAGGAACGAUGAAUAGCACCACCAAUAACAACGGUAAUAACAUUAAUAACAUAUCACAUGAUAGAAUGAACUUGCAUAAUACAGUACAGACUCAUGGGCUGCGACCUGAGAUGUCUGGCUUGCAUAAUCCAGAUAGUGACUCCGAACCAUAUGCAGAGAUAGAGGAAUAUAUGGUAAAGGGUUAUUGUUUGGAUGAAACUGUGGCAGGAACACAGAAUAUAACUAUCAAUGAACCCUCAAUUAUGACGGACAUGAUGGAUAUGGACUAG
Messenger RNA from Nakaseomyces glabratus, 474 nucleotides. RefSeq lists its product as uncharacterized. Lineage: Eukaryota; Fungi; Ascomycota; Saccharomycetes; Saccharomycetales; Saccharomycetaceae. The record is from RefSeq and is a predicted model, not a curated record.